Molecule: messenger RNA, 7119 nt
Organism: Dromaius novaehollandiae (emu)
Lineage: Eukaryota; Metazoa; Chordata; Aves; Casuariiformes; Dromaiidae
Product: perilipin-2-like
Exons: 7
Coding region: 236-1408 (390 amino acids)
Biological process (GO): positive regulation of triglyceride storage; lipid storage
Cellular component (GO): cytosol; lipid droplet
Source: RefSeq, a predicted model, not a curated record
AUCUCGCGAGAGUGAGUGGGGUUAGGUGGUGGCCUCUCUGCAUAAAUAGCUGGGGGAGAGCCAUUUUUCUUCUUUUCUCUGCUCACGCUAUGGUUUUUGGGGGUAGUGAGUAUAGAGGGAGUCUGUAGGGUACUCUGGGGGCGCUAGUAAGGGUGUGUGGAGCUUGUGUUUCCGGGUAGCAGUGAGAGCGGUAGCUUUCUCCUUCCUGGGCUGUAUAAGAUUCAAGACCUGAAAAAUGGCAUUAGCAGCAAUUGAUCUACAGCAGAAUGCUAUAUCAAGGGUUGCCAACCUUCCGUUGGUGAGCUCCACCUACAAUAUGGUGUCCACAGCUUAUGUCACCACAAAAGAUAACCAUCCUCACCUGAAAUUAGUAUGUGAGAUUGUUGAAAAAGGAGUGAAGACAAUUACUUCAGUAGCUGUGACAAGCGCUAUGCCUAUCAUCCAGAAAUUGGAGCCACAAAUUGCAGUUGCUAACAAUUAUGCACGUAUAGGUCUGGACAAAAUUGAAGAGAAGCUGCCUAUACUGUAUCAACCCACCAACGAGGUUGUUGCCAAUGCCAAGGAUGUAGUUGUUGGAGCCAGAGAAGCUGUAAGAACCACUGUGACUGGUGCCAAGAAAACUGCCCACACAAUCACUGGAGUUGUGGGCAAGACUAAAGAAGCAAUACAAGGCAGUGUAGAAAUGACUAAGUCGGUUGUCGGUGGCAGCAUUAAUGCUGUUCUGGAAAGCUGUGCAGCACAAAUGGUGAGCUGUGGAAUGGAUAGUGCACUUGGCAAAUCAGAGAUUCUUAUAGACCAGUAUCUUCCAUGUACAGAAGAGGAGCUAGAGAAAGAAGUUGCAAACAUUGAAGGAUUUGAAGUUGGAGUUCAGAAGCCAAGCUACUAUGUUAGACUAGGAUCCCUGUCUUCAAAGGUCUGUGUGCGUACCUACCAACAGGCCUUAAGCAAGGCUAGAGAUGCUAAGCACAGAAGCCAAGAGACAAUCUCUCAGCUCAGCUACACUGUUAAUCUGCACAUUGAGUCAAGAGCACUAGCUAUUGCAUGGAGCCUCACUCAACAGCUUCAGACCACCUGCCUCACACUGGCUUCAAGCAUACAGGGGCUCCCACAGAAUGUUCAGGACCAAGUUUACACUGUUGGGUCAGUGGCAGGUGAUGUGUACAGGAGCUUUCGGUCAGCAUCCUCCUUCCGAGAAUUAUCGGACAACUUUCUGCCUACUAGCAAAGGACAGCUGAAGAAAGUUAAGGAAUCUCUGAAUGAUGUGAUAGUUCAUCUUUUUAACAAUGCACUGAUCAACUGUCUGGUAGGUCCCUUUUACCCACAACUGGCUGGCAUUUGGCGUACAAAAUGCAAAGGUGAAGGGGAAAAAAAUUCCAGCCAGGAAGACAGCCUGAACACAACUGAAUAAGUUGCAUAGCUUGUAUGUACUCUGCAGACUGACCAAACAAGUGACUUAACAACUGUAGCUGUCAGGAUGUCUUGGAACAAAAUCCAUAACUUUAGGGUAGGGGAAGGAGUUGGUCAAAAGAUCAAACUUUCUCAAGAGUGUGAAGAAAGUACACUACCCACGAAUAGGCUGUUCUUAUUCUGUCUAAUGAAGCCUCUCUAAAAGAACAAAAUACCUUUAAGUGUCUGAAUACCAGCAGCUUACAGUUGUCAAGAUGCCUUGUUUGUUAAGUUCAGAAACCUCAUGGUUCUUAAUGAAUGCUAUAACUUUAAAUGAAAUUGAGCACAACUAAAAGCCUUUGACAAGCAGUAUAAGUGCAUCAAAGCAGGCCACAAAGCUUUUAAAAGCCUUGCAGUAUAGCUAGGUACACUUUGUUGCAGAGCAAGCACUUGAUUAUUGUGGCUCUGACUGUGCAGCUGUCUCAAAUUAUACUAGCAUGUGAGUUAUGAAAACAGUUCUGCGAGUGUAAAAUUCCCAAGCUGGAAAUGAAGUUUCUGACAGCUGGAGUUGCUUCAAUGCAGUGACAGUGCUAGUAAAAACUUUCUUUUGUACUACACAACCGAACAGCUAUCAAAGCUUAUUUUUUAUGUGCACUUUGAAAACAAGAUUCAUGUUGUUUGUACCAGGGUAUCUGGUCUUGUGUCGUCUUGUAGUUAUCUUUGUAACUCUCUUUGCAUUAUUAAUAAAGGCUUCAGUAGCUGAAGCCUAUCUCCACUUAGAAGGUGGUUUAAAAUAAAGUGUAACUUGGGGUCCUGUGACUCAUUUGAACCAGGUUUAGGAGAAGGCAAAUUUGAAAUGUCAGUGAAUUGGAAACAUGCUGCUGGUUUUCUAGUCAACAUUGAAUUUAUUUCUGUAUAGCUGGGUCAGAUGUUGCUGCUGUAUCACUUUCUCCCUCUGAGUUCCUGUAUGCCUUUCUGCUCUUAGCUUUACUGCUCCUUGUUGGUGCUUCCUCUUACCUCCCUCUAGUGAUGCUCUAGAGUGAAUUGAUGGUAAAAAAGGAGGCUAUGGGUAAAUAUCUUCUGCCCUAACAUAGAGUUAAUAUAAAGCUUUUGGGGGCCUGUGUGGAAGCAGAGACCAGUUAGUCUGGUGCAAAAAUGGAGUUUGAAACAAUGCUCCUUAUGUAGUCAAGAACAGGUUGUACAUGGCUACAUGGAGCACUGCCCAUACCCAGUGGUGUGGUGUAUAUAACUUGCUUUAGUAAAUAAAGUACAAUCUACAGCCAUUGUAAGAUGGCUUCACUAAACUCCUGCUCCGGGGUUUCUGUAACAAAAGCAAAUGUCUGAAGCUGGAAAUCAAAGUGGCUCUUUAUCAUGAACUGAGCAUGGGGCAGUGAGUAUGGAGGGAAGCCUUUCCAGCUGGAGUGAGUUAAGAACUUUGGGAUUCUUCCAGCAGUGGAGCUUUUCUCCACACACAAAGGAGUGCAGAGGCACCACAGCAGGUGCAGGAGCCCCAAUAACCCAGUGAGAGAAAUGGCUCUCCUGGGACAGUCCUGGGAGGGGCUGAGGCAGGGGCUCCAUCUGCCCCAUGGGCUGGGGGUGGCACCCAUCAAGAUGAGUCAAGGGGAGAGGCUCUCUGGGUCACCUCACAGGCUGAGGGGGGGUUACUGCCUAGGGGUAUGGGACACAUCAUGGGAUGCAGGGAAGUGCAUUUGGGGAGCACACAAGACUUAUCAUGGGAUGCUUAGGGGAGGAACCAAAGGCAGGGAAAGGGAGGGAUCAAGGUGGUUUGGGGAGGAACAAACUAGGAAAAGGGAUUAAAAAGGGCCAGUCAUGUGUGAAGAGGCUGCUGGCCAGUACGCUUGCCUGGCCGUGCCCCGCGCCUGAUCGGUGCUGUCUGGCCUGUCGUCUCAUUAGACUCCAUUUCUAACUAUUUUCCUGGGUGAGGGGCUCUCUAUUCUGUAUGUGCAUGUGUGUAUGGAGGGCUAAGUGCCAGCCACUGGAGUCGGACCACGGGUCACAGGAGCCCGUGUGUCUGGGGUGCCAGGAACCGCAGAGACCAGAGCGUGUGCAUAUUGUGUGGGUAUGUAUGCUAGUGUGUGAUUGCUAGCACACAUCAACCUGGACUGGCUGGCGAGUAGGAUAAGAGGCUGGGGAGCCAGGAAUCAAAGCAGCCUUAAGUCUGGGCCAGAUACUGGAGAGACCAGAGAGUCUGCGAGUUGGCUACCAGGGGGUCUGGGGGUUGACUGAGACGCCUUUGCAUGUGUGUGCCUGUGCAUGAGGCAACUGGAGACAAGAGGGUCCAGGGGCAGCUACUAGGUAGCCUGAGUGCCUCAGCCCAGCUACUGGAGGGAUCUGCAGUGUAUAUAUGUAUAUAUUUCCCACUAAUAGACCUUUGUCCUGAUCAGCCAGAGAAGGGAACAGGAUGAGGCCGUUGGUGCCGUUUGUGUGAGUGAGUGUUUGUGUUGAUCUAUGUGGCUGGCCACAUGUAUAUGUGUGCUUGUACACCUAUGGGAAAUACAUGCUCAGAAUCGCUACUGGAUGGACCUUGGGACAUGGAACUGCAGCAGCCUCACUUCUAUUGGGCUACCAGAUUCAACAACUUGUAACAUUGAGAUAUUGUUUUAUAUUUGUUCUCCACUAAAUCUAAAUGCUGGCAUAAAAUUCUGCUCAUUCAAAGUCUUAAACAGGUAGCUUCAUUAAUAGUGCAGGAUAAACACAGUUGCAACAAUCAGAGCCUGGUUCUACUGUAAAACAAUGUUUAAAAAAAAAAAAAGAGAACUGCACAACACUAACUAGUCAACAUUUAUAAAAAGAGCUCUGUUAUUUUGCUGGGAGAAUGAUGUAUUUUCCAGCAUGAUCCACAGAUUACAAAAGGUAAACAAUCUAUCAAACCUCUAUAGAAAAAAAUGCAUUAAUCUGUAAUGAAAAAGACAUCUUAUAGCCUGAGAAAUAUUGUUCAAUAGAGAAAUGUCAUGCCUUUUGACAUUUUAAAAUUUAUUGUUUCUCUUUAUUUUUAUCUUAAGAUAGACAUGUUUAUGUUUAAAAGGGCUCUAUAAAAGGAAAAAAGGGAAAAUAUUAGAAAUAAGAUAUAAAUAUAAAAUGACCAGGCUGCAGAAGAAUAUAAUGACCCUGAUCUGCUUGUAAAGGUGAAGGCUUUACACUUACUUUAUGACAAUACUGGGAUUGCACAGUGGCCGAAAAGGAACAUCUGUAGGAUGAUUAUUAACUGUGCAAGUGUGUCUUUGCAAAGUCCAUACAGCUCAGGAGGGAUCCCUGCUCAGGGCCAGCACAAGCUAACCUGCAGGAAAAUGUCAGCAGGAAGCUGUAUAUUUUGGCCAUGAUCCAUAUUUGGGAUAUUCCUUGGUUCCAACAUGUUACACACCUACUGUGGAUGGGCCAUGGUCUCUACUGCAGCCCACAGUAGGAAUAAAUAUGGAUGAGGUGUAAUAUGGUCUGCCUCUUCAUCUCAGGAGUGCAGUGUUGGGCUUUAUUUCAUUUUUUUGUAAUUAGAAAAAGCGUUCUGAAAAAUGUCAGCCAUUACUGGCUGACCUGUCUUUGAAAAAGCAACAAAUGUAAAAUGCAGGAAACUAUGCACAUAGCAACAGGAUUGGAGAGACACUGAACAAUAGCCCUUUUUCCUCUUCAGCUUAUUUGCUUCAAAAAUGUGAUAGAACAAAACCUGAAAAGGGUUCCUUUUAGGCAGGUUGAGGGAGGGGGAAUAUCUUUGGAAAUUCUCUCUUAUUUGGAAGUUUUUUUUGACAGCUCACCAGUAGCCUUUAGUCAUUAUUUUGUAGUUGACCAAUCUGUGAGCCAAAGAGGAAGAUGUUGGAAGUGAAAGUCUGUGCACAGAUCCUUCCCUUACCCUGUCUCCUGAGAUCUCAAAGUCCCCUUCAUUCCUUAUUGAUUUGGGUAGGUCUGUCAUAUUCAAUGCAAUUACAAAAAAAAAAAACCAACCAAGUACAAGCAACUUUUAGAAAUGUUUUUGAACCAUCUCUCUCAAUAUUAUGCCUCUAUGGUAUUAGCUUUCUGGUAGAGAGAGUACAAAGAGCUCUAUCCUAGAACAAGCCAGGAAAAUAGAUACAUGCACAAUUGCUGUGAUAAAUUGAGAGAGAGUAUAAGUCAAAUAAAUAGCUGCUCAGUAGCAAAACUAUUUAAUUAAUGCUGACACUGCGCACUAGUGAAGUUCCUUGCGUCUCCAACCUUUAGCUGUUCAGCUCCCCAGUAAUAUUAAAAAACAGUGUUAUGUUACAGGACCAGCUGAGGUGGUAAGCUGUGUAGCCAACUGAAUCUAGGCAUGGCUUUUUCAAGAAUUGCUUGAACCAGCUAAAAUGAUGCAGGUCUCCAAAAGAGAGACAACUAGUUACUGUCAGUUAAGCAUUUGACAUUUCAAAGCUUGGCUGUAUAAUAUAUUUGAUUCAUAACUAAUUUUGAAAAGAUUACAAAUGAGGAUUGAUCAACUGAAAUAUUAGUAUUUGGACUAAUUUGCCUUUCUCUCUUCAGUUCAAAGAUUCCCUUGUGGACUGAGAAGCCCUGAGAGAUUCUACCUUCCCCCUACUUGGUCUUGUUUAUUUUAACUGUUCUAAUUGUGACAUCUUUUCUACAGUCAUUUUUUUUAAAAGAUAAGGGUUCACCUAGGUAACCCAUCUAUUGUAGUUUCUCUUAAUGAAAUGAAAGCAACCUUUUAAAUAUUUUUGGCAGGCAAAAAAGGCACCAAGGUUAGCAUUUGUUAUGAUCCCAGGAAGAAAGGCACUCACUCUUGUAAGGUAUUGCUUAAAAAUAUCAUUUAUUGGGACUAACACAAGAAGGAAAAAGAGGAUAGAUAAUCUUAUGUCCCUUCAGAUGUUGGGAACCCCAAAUUGUGCAGCAUCGAAUGGGCCUCCAAUCAGGGCACAGCACACUGUGCAGAUCCCAUCCAUGAUGAGAUUCACUGUCAUAUGGUCUUUAGAGCUCUUAUAGGAUUUUCUUAGAAGAAACCAAUUCUAUUCAUCAUGCCUACUGUCAAGCAAAGGGAUGUUCACAUGAGAACAUGCAGCUUCACUUUUAGAUAAAGAUGAGGACAUGCAGGUGGUGUAAUCGCUGGUGCCAAGUGGGAGCUGCCUCCAGGCUCCUCUGUUAGGAUUAGCUGGCUGAGUUUAUCCUGCGGCCAAGGGAUAUGUGCAGCACAGCACAGGCCUGAAGGCCAAGCUGUACGUGCAGCACAGCACAGGCCUGUGCCUACUCAAGUUAACUGUUAUGGGGAUCACUAAGUCCUUGAUGUACAAUGGUCUUCUGGUUAGGAACACUACAGGGGGUGUAUACGUGGCUCAGCCGAACACAGAGUAUAAAAACUGAACAACAAACAAAGAAUUUUGAUGAGAGCAACAGGCUUGAGCUGGUUUCAACCCAUGUAUUCCUUCUCAGAAAUGAGAAUCACAUUUGUAUUGUGAUUCAACUGUAUAUUGCAACUGCUAUAUGCAUAUAUGAUAUUUUAAAUAUCAAAGCAUGAUGUGAGUUAACAAUUAUAAGUUCUUAAAGGUCUAGUAACUAUGCUGUACCUUAUAAACAUUAUAUACUGCAACCUUAGUGCAUGCUUUUAAAGAUUUGGCUUUAUUGAAACUACAUUUUUUCCUUUGUUUUUCUGCUGAUUUGGCUUAUUUCCCCUUCCAUGUAUCAGUGCAUCUCAGAUGACCAAUGGGCAUAAAUAAAUCCUUAUCAAACAGACUGGAUGCAAAAAUAAACAACUUGAAUUCUAAA